Molecule: messenger RNA, 1920 nt
Organism: Peniophora sp. CBMAI 1063
Lineage: Eukaryota; Fungi; Basidiomycota; Agaricomycetes; Russulales; Peniophoraceae
Source: the annotation of a GenBank genome assembly
AUGACCACUAUGCAGGCACAAGAUACAACUGGAAAUAGCCCUAAUGACGCGUGUGUACAAAAGUACUGGCUGGACGUGGCCUAUUCGCAGACCGAUCAGCUCCUUCCUCUCGGGAGCGCCGAGACUUCCCACAGUCUUCGUGAUAAGCGCGCCCUUCUUGAGAAACAUCUGAUUGCUCUACGCAAGGUCGAAGAUCUGCUCCGUCACCGCCUAAACUGCUUGCUCCCCAUCUAUCGUCUUCCUGACGAGAUUCUGGCACAAGUACUCGCACUCGCUUGCGCGGCUACUCGAGUAGUACCGGCACUUCCUACGCGGCUGAUGCGUGUAUCGAAGAAAUGGUGCUCAGUCAUCCGCACGUUCCCCGAAGUCUGGGCGCACCCUCCGCUUUAUCACUCCGAGAACGCUGUUAUCGAGUCUCUGUCGCGCAGCAAAGCAGCCCUCAUCAAUCUUAACUGGAAGUACACGAGUGCUCGAGUUCCGACCUCUCUCAGAGCUGGUCAUCACGCUUUAUGGAUGUCAAAAUGCGAGGGCAUCGUUCUGGAUGCCACUACAGCCAGCCUUCAGGCCAUUCUUCCUAACCUAGGCCAUGCAGAUGCCCCACAUUUGGAGACCGUGUCGAUUAUGGUCAACCGCUCCCAUCGUGAUCUUAACGAUCCUGAGUUGACAGUUUUGAACUGGCCAACGAACGUUUUCGGGCGCCAUGCACCUCGCCUUCGCGCGCUUGCUCUCCUCAAGUUCGGUUGCUUCAACUGGUCAGAAUCCGUACUCUCGUCUUCGCUCACGACACUUGCGAUCAAUUUCGUUCACCCUGGAUGGGUAUCACUCGCUACCAUCGCGCGAGAUCAUCCUGAAAAAGCCCACGAUUGCUCAUUCGACGGCUUACUAGACGCAUUGGAACGGAUGCAGAACCUCCAAAGUCUCACUUUGAGGGAUUGUAUCACGACGUCUAUCGUUCUUGGCUCUCCAACCAGACAAAGAACCAUCAAGACCCCAUCAUUGCGCCGCAUAUCGGUGCACGACUCCCCGGAUGCUUGCUCCGCCCUCUACAGAGCACUCUCACUCGAUGACAAGAUGCGGGCCGUGUUCGCAUUCAAAUAUACGGGCCCGCAAAGCUUGGAAAGCAUCAAGCAGUUCAUGUGCUCCAUCUCUAUUGAAGGUCGUUUUACUAUCCUGCAGUCCUCAGUUUGGCGCCUCCGCUCUCGUGAACAACAGGAUCAUGUAACAUUCGACCUCAAACCCAGCGUCGGUUCCCGACUACGGCUUCAAGCUACCAUGAAUGCAAAUGAGCAGACCCCAGCCGAGUUGGUCAACUCGUCGAGAUGGUAUCGUGAGCUAUGGAUAGCCAUGGCGACGUCUUUGCGACUACAGAGCAUAACUCAUCUCAAGGUUACGAUUGAUUCAGAUGUCGGCCCGUUCACCAAGACGAUGUGGCAAGAGUCUUUCUCCCAUGCGAAAGACAUAUCUGUGCUUGAUAUGCGGCCCGAUCAAGCGCCGGCGCUUGCCCAUGCUAUCUCCCCCGAUCCGGACGACACGCUCCCCACAGUCUCCCGGCUGCUAUUCCCGCGACUCGCCCUUGUCAACGCCCAUGGAGCGACCUUACGCGACAUCUUCCUGCUGAAGUAUGCGUUAAAAAAGAGGGCACCCGACUUCAGAGUUCUGGGAUCCUUCAUCAUCCGUCCCGGCAUAUCGCCAAAGAAAAAGCCACUGCGCGUAGUCUGUGUGAAGCCGGAUGGAGAACGGAGUGUUUUCCGAUGGUCUUACGAUCAAAGGUAUUAUCUACCGGGAUAUGAAUGGACGGGCUUCAAAACCGUACCGGCCUUAGAAGGCAUGCUCGCCAGACAAAGGGCUAGAAAGCAGGGUAUCCCCUCACUCUUGUCCAUCAGGGAGCACGAAAGGACAUUGGAUCGUUUCCGCGAGUGA